Juglans microcarpa x Juglans regia is the source of this 2482-nucleotide messenger RNA. RefSeq names its product F-box/LRR-repeat protein 3-like. The transcript has 8 exons. NCBI's taxonomy places the organism in Eukaryota, Viridiplantae, Streptophyta, Magnoliopsida, Fagales, Juglandaceae. Gene Ontology annotation, cellular component: SCF ubiquitin ligase complex. Bases 189 to 2186 code for a protein of 665 amino acids. Gene Ontology annotation, molecular function: protein binding. Gene Ontology annotation, biological process: SCF-dependent proteasomal ubiquitin-dependent protein catabolic process. The record is from RefSeq and is a predicted model, not a curated record.
CCCCCUCCCAUCUUCCUCAUCUCCCCUUAUUUCCUUCCUUAAACCGUACUCUCUAGCUAGAACCACCUGUGACUUCGUUUUUGACUUUUCAGCCAUAACCACCGUUUUGGUUAACGGUUUAAAACCUCUGAUACAUUCUCGGAAACCCACUCUAACUGUAUAUCACUGCACUCUCCCAAAACUUACCCAUGAAAAAGCACCGCGACGUUAUCGUCAGCCCCUUCGACCUCCUCACCGACGAGAUCGUCUUUGCCAUCCUCGACCGCCUGAACGACGACGCAUUGGCGAAGAAGUCCUUUUCACUCGCCUGCAAGAGCUUCUAUACCAUCGAGUCCCUCCAUCGCAGAGCCUUGAGGCCUCUCCGCUCCGAACUGGUUACGCGGCUCCUCAAACGUUACCGUUUUAUCUCCCACCUCGACCUCUCCUUGUGCCCUUGCGUCGAGGACGGCACGCUGUUUCGGGUAGCCGCUGAGACUCAGUCUCGUCUUCGCUCGAUCGAUUUAUCUAAGUCGAGGUUCUUUACGCACGCAGGCCUAUCCAGCCUCGUGGCGAUGUGUGCGGGAUUGGUGGAGAUCAACCUGUCGAACCGGACGGAGCUGAGCGACUCGGCUGCUGCAGUCUUGGCGCAGGCGAAGAAUCUUGAGAGGCUUCGGUUGGCGAGGUGUAAGAUGAUCACGGACAUGGGGAUUGGUUGCGUGGCUGUAGGGUGCAGAAAGUUGAGGUUGGUUUGCUUGAAGUGGUGCCUGCGUGUCAGUGAUCUUGGAGUGGGAUUGAUUGCUAUGAAAUGCAAGGAGAUUCGGAGUUUGGAUCUUUCUUACCUACCGAUCACCGAGAAAUGUCUUUCACCAAUACUGCAGCUAGAACAUCUCGAAGAUCUGGUUCUUGAGGGAUGCCCUGGUAUUGAUGAUGAUGGCCUUGCAACCCUCAAACACUGUUGCAAUUCGAUAAAGAUGCUUAAUUUGUCCAAGUGUCAGAAUGUCAGUCAUGUGGGGUUGUCUUAUCUGACAAAUGGGGCUGAGCACCUACAGCAGCUUAUUCUAGCAUAUGGUCCUGCGGUCACUGCUGAUAUGGCAAAAUGUCUGCAUUAUAGUUCGGGGUUGCAAUCGAUUAAAUUAGAUGGUUGUUCAGUUACAACGUCUGGGAUAAAAGCCAUUGGAAGUUGGCUUGCCUCACUGGAGGAGCUGAGCUUAAGUAAGUGCUCAGGAGUGUCUGAUGAAAGCCUAUCCUUCCUUGUUCAAACACACAAAGAACUGAGGAAGUUAGACAUCACAUGCUGCCGCAAGAUAACAUAUGCCUCUAUAGACAGCAUCACGAAUUCAUGCACCUCCCUUACCUCUCUGAGGAUGGAGUCUUGUAGUUUCAUUUCAAAGGAUGCUUUUACAUUGAUUGGAAGAUGCUGCCAUUUCUUGGAGGAAUUGGAUGUCACAGAUAAUGAAAUUGAUGAUGAAGGGUUGAAGUCCAUCUCGAGAUGUUCCAAACUUCUUACCUUAAAGCUUGGGAUUUGCUUGAACAUAACUGACGAUGGACUUACUCAUGUUGCAAAUGGUUGUCCUAAGCUCAAAGAGCUAGAUUUGUACAGAUCCUCUGGAAUAACUGAUGCUGGCAUUGCAGCAAUUGCUCAUGGAUGUCCUACACUGGAGAUGAUUAAUAUUGCUUAUAAUGAUAAAAUAACGGAUAGGUCAUUAAUAUCCUUGUCAAAAUGUCUGAUGUUAAAAGCCCUUGAAAUUCGAGGAUGUCAUUCUGUCUCAUCAGUGGGUCUAUCAGCCAUUGCUAUGGGAUGUAGGCAACUUAUGGUGCUGGACAUAAAGAAAUGUGUUAACAUUAGCGAUAAUGGAAUGAUUCCACUUGCUCAAUUUUCUCAAAACCUCAAAGAGAUAAACUUGUCAUAUUGUUCAGUUACAGAUGUAGGGCUCUUAGCCCUUGCCAGCAUAAGCCGGCUAAAGAACAUGACUAUCUUACACUUGGUGGGUUUGACCCCUAAUGGUCUAGCUGCAGGCUUGUUGGCCUGCCGAGGGCUAACAAAAGUGAAGCUCCAUAAAUCCUUUAAACCUUUACUUCCUCAAUCUAUUUUUCAAUUCAUGGAAGCCCGUGGCUGUAUGUUUCACUGGAGGGACAAAGUAUUCCAGGUGGAAAUAGAUCCGAAAGGAUGGGAGCUGCAUUAUGGUAGGAGUCCUGGAGCUCCAUAGAAAGGGAGAAGAGGGGGGUUGGCAUAGACUUGUUUUCUCUGUAUUUGACAAUGGAUAUUUGGAUGCUGAGUCUGAGAUUAUCCACUCAAAGUUUGAAUCAACCAUGCAUAUUUGACCAUUUUGUUGGCCUUGUCAGUCUAUGUCUGUGUUAAAUAAUAUUACAAAGGUAGACCUUGGAUGGGAUUAAACAGCCUAGACUAGUUAGUCACUUUGGGGAAGGCUUCAGCUCAGUCCAGGUGUGAAGAAAUUGUAAUACUUGGUAGAUAUGAGAUAUGAACUGAGUCAAAUAUUCACUA